AUGCUGAGCAUCCCGAGCAUGCUUCGUGUCACUGGCCACCUCGAAAGGAUGAGUCCUGGCAAAAGCUGCGGUAAGGCUAAGACGAAGGACGGAGACUUGAUUGAGUUUGAGAUGCCGAUCCUGGACAAAGGUCGCAACCCCAAGUGGACAUAUGUUGUUUGCUGUUUGCACAUGCAAAAACCUCAAGCAUUGGACUGA
Molecule: messenger RNA, 198 nt
Organism: Colletotrichum paranaense
Lineage: Eukaryota; Fungi; Ascomycota; Sordariomycetes; Glomerellales; Glomerellaceae
Exons: 2
Coding region: 1-198 (65 amino acids)
Source: RefSeq, a predicted model, not a curated record